AUGCUCAAACAUGGCUCGGCCGACAUUCUGAGUUCUCUCGGGUUUUGCAUCCCCACCGUACCCCUCGGGUCUACAUGGGAAAUAACAACUGCAAACUCUGAUCACUACAUGGUUGCAUGCGAAAGAAACUGGAGGGUACCCGGCGAUAAGGAUCCAAACCUAGCUUCGCGCAUUCCCCCGCUGAACCCGCCUCCAAGCUCUCAGGCCCACCAAACCAGCAUUAAGAAAAUGAUAGGAGGUCUUUGCCACAGGCAGAUCAUUGCUGAGUUUGAACUCAAUCCGACUCCCUAG
Fusarium pseudograminearum CS3096 is the source of this 291-nucleotide messenger RNA. RefSeq lists its product as uncharacterized. Bases 1 to 291 code for a protein of 96 amino acids. Lineage: Eukaryota; Fungi; Ascomycota; Sordariomycetes; Hypocreales; Nectriaceae. The transcript has 7 exons. The record is from RefSeq and is a predicted model, not a curated record.